Molecule: messenger RNA, 5023 nt
Organism: Octopus bimaculoides (California two-spot octopus)
Lineage: Eukaryota; Metazoa; Mollusca; Cephalopoda; Octopoda; Octopodidae
Biological process (GO): regulation of transcription by RNA polymerase II
Cellular component (GO): chromatin; PcG protein complex; transcription regulator complex
Molecular function (GO): RNA polymerase II cis-regulatory region sequence-specific DNA binding; DNA-binding transcription factor activity, RNA polymerase II-specific
Source: RefSeq, a predicted model, not a curated record
CUCUGCUACAUACAUACUCAUAUGCGCACACAUACGUACACCCAGCUAAUAUAGCUAUUUAUCUAUCUAUUUAUAAUACAGGGGAAACCGUUUACUGUAAUCGUAGACAUUAUUAUCAGUCGGUUAUUGAUAUCUAAAAAUAUUCAUCCCAAAGUAAUCACAAGUAGUAUUUAUAUACUUUCGGAUGAAGACAGUCAGCCGUCACUCGCGAUAGACUAUAGCUUGAUAACGUGUACCGUGCUUUCACUAAUUGUUUUAGGUACUUAUGAAGUAGCGAGCAUUAACACACCAUCGGUUCUUCAUCCUUGACCCAGCGACACGUCUGCGAUGUGAAAGUUGGAGGGUGAGUGAGAGGUGCAUGAUAAUUCGACUGGCUCUCUUUGAAGUCGAAUAGAAUGUUACAACGUGAAAGAAAAAAAGUAAUCGAACGCCCGACCGUAGACUCAUGAGCUAAAUACUCUAACCAAUAGGCCAAAUGUCUCUGUAAGACCCUUCUACCUCCCAUUUCGUUACCUUAUGCCUUAUCAUUCAGCGGACAUCCCAUAAUUCAACUUCCGUUGUGUCAGUAUACAAAGAUUUUAUAUCAUUUUCAAACUAUGAAUGACUUUCUGUAAAGAACUGUCAUUUAUUCUGUGAUAGCGUUCUGUGAACCCAAUUCCAUUGACAAGAAUACCAGAUGCCACUGGCAUGGAAGAAAUCUUUACUUCAGAUGUAUCAUUUAUAUUUGUCAUCUUUUAAAGUGUAAAUGAAGAUGUUGUACAGAACAGACGUAACCCUUUUUAUAUGAAUCUAGAGGUGGAGUUUCUGUGAACUGAGACUAAGAUCAAGACAUAUUGAGAAAGAAGUUUGCAGCAUUUUCAGAUAUUAAAAGGAAAAAAGAUUAAUGGAAAUAUAGCAGAAAUAUGUGUUAGGUAAAGAUAUAUAAAAGCAUAUGAGAAGAAAAAUAUCUGUAUACUGUUGUGAAAGAAAAUAUAUUAUGGAAAAUGAAUUAUGUGAGAAUGAGAGUAAAUGUAAAACAGAGUCUAUAGGAAAUGAUUUUCCUGUUAGAAGACCAAAAGAAAAAGGAAAAACAUACGAAUGUGAUAUCUGUAAAAAGUCAUUUUCCCAUAAAUGUAACCUAACUACUCACAGACGCAUUCAUACAGGAGAGAAACCAUAUAUAUGUAAUAUUUGUGGGAAAUCAUUCUAUGGAAGUAGUGACUUAACUAGACACAAACGUAUUCAUACAGGAGAGAAGCCAUAUCACUGCGAUAUUUGUGGCAAAUCAUUCUCUCAGAAGGAUCAGUUAACUAUACACAAACGUGUUCACACAGGAGAGAAACCGUAUUGUUGUGAUGUCUGUGGUAAAUCAUUCUCUCAAAGGAGUCCUUUAACUACUCACAAACGUAUUCACACAGGAGAAACCCCAUAUCAUUGUGAUAUAUGUGGUAAAUCAUUCUCUGUAACAGGACAUUUAACUACUCAUCAACAUAUUCAUACAGGAGGCAAGCCAUAUCACUGUGAUAUCUGUGGUAAAUUAUUCUCUAGAAGUAGUCACUUAACUACUCACAAGCGUAUACAUACAGGUGAAAAGCCAUAUUGCUGUGAUGUUUGUGGUAAAUCUUUCUCCAAAAGUGGUGAUUUAAUGCCUCAUAAACGUAUUCAUACAGGGGAAAAGCCAUAUCACUGUGAUAUCUGUGGUGAAUCAUUUUCUCGGAAAGGUGUCUUAAGUACACACAAACGCAUUCAUACAGGAGAGAAACCACAUCGCUGUGACACUUGUGGCAAAUCAUUCUCUCGAAGUAGUCACUUAGCUACUCAUAAAUAUAUUCAUACUGGAGAGAGGCCAUAUGACUGUGAUAUCUGUGGUAAAUCAUUCUCUGAAAGUAGUACCUUGACUAAACACAAACGUAUUCAUACAGGGGAGAAGCCAUAUCACUGUAAUAUUUGUGGCGAAUCUUUCUCUCGAAAAGGUAUCUUAACAACACACAAACGCAUUCAUACAGGAGAGAAACCAUAUAGCUGUGAUGUCUGUGGUAAAUCUUUCUCAGAAACAGGAAACUUAACUACUCACAAACGUAUUCAUACAGGAGAGAAACCAUAUCACUGUGAUAUCUGUGGUAAAUCAUUUUCUGAAAGUGGUAGCUUAACUAUACACAUACGAACUCAUACUGGAGAGAAACCAUAUUGCUGCAACAUCUGUGGUAAAUCAUUUUCUGAAGCACGAAACUUAACCACACACAAACGUAUACAUACAGGUGAGAAGCCAUAUCACUGUAAUAUCUGUGGAAAAUCAUUUUCUGAUAGUGGUACCUUCACUACUCAUAGACGUAUUCAUACAGGAGAGAAACCAUAUCAAUGUGAUAUCUGUGGUAAGUCAUUCCCCCGAAAAAGUCCCCUUACUACUCACAAAAAUAUCCAUACAGGAGAAAAACCAUACCAUUGUAAUAUUUGUGGUAAAACAUUUUCUCAUAGAAGUGCCUCAUAUGUACACAAACGGGUUCACACAGGAGAGAGGCCAUACCACUGUGAAAUUUGUGGUAAAUCAUUUUCUUUAAAAUCUUCCUUAACAACUCACAGAAAUAUUCAUACAGGAGAGAAGCCAUAUCACUGUGAUGUUUGUGGUAAAUCAUUCUCUCAAAAAAGUCACCUAAAUACUCACAAAAAUAUUCAUACAGGAGAGAAGCCUUACCACUGUGAUAUCUGUGGUAAAUCCUUCACAAAUAAAUGUAACCUAACUACUCACAGACGUAUUCAUACAGGAGAGAAGCCAUAUGACUGUGAUGUUUGUCAUAAAUCAUUCUCUCAAAAAGGUGAACUAACUAUUCACAUAAGGCUCCAUACAGGAGGGAAACCAUAUCACUGUGAUAUCUGUGGAAAAUCAUUCUCACAAAAAUGUCGCCUAACUAAUCACAGAAGUAUUCAUACAGGGGAGAAACCAUAUCACUGUGAUAUUUGUGGUAAAUCCUUUACAAUUAAAAGUAACCUAAUGAGACACAAAGACAUUCAUAAUGGAGUAAAACGAUAUUGCUGUAAUGUCUGUGGUAAAUCAUUCGUUCAAAGUGGAGAUUUAACUAAGCACAAACGUAUUCAUACAGGAGAGAAACCGUAUCACUGUGAUAUCUGUGGUAAAUCUUGCUCCACAAGUAGUGACUUAAUUAAACACAAACGUGUUCAUACAGGUGAAAAACCAUACCACUGUGAUAUCUGUGGUAAAUCCUUCUCUGAAAGUAGUUCCUUAGCUCCCCACAAGCGUGUUCAUACAGGUGAGAGGCCAUAUCACUGUGAUAUCUGUGGUAAAUCAUUUUCUGAAAGUGGUAGCUUAACUAAGCACAAAAACGUUCAUACAGGAGAGAAGCCAUAUCACUGCAAUAUUUGUGGUAAAUCAUUUUCUCAAAAUAAGGACUUAACAAAACACACAUGCAUUCCUACAAAGGAAAGAUCAUUCUCUGGAAGCUGUGAUGUAACUAGACCCAAGUAUUCUAAUUCAUAUGAGAAACCAUAUCAGUGUGAAGUCUGUGGUAAAUCAUUUUCACAUAGAAUCACCCUAACUAUGCACAAACGCAUUCAUACAGGAGAAAGACCAUAUCAAUGUGAUACUUGUGGGAGAACAUUCUUACGUAGAGGUAAUCUCACCAAUCACAUACGUAUACAUACACAAGAGAAACCAUAUCACUGUAGCAUCUGUGGUAAAUCAUUCUCAGAAAAAAAUAUCUUAACUCUGCACAAACUCAUUCAUGCAGGGCAGAAACCAUAUGACUGUGAUAUAUGCAGCAAGUCAUUCUCUCGGUGUUAUGACUUAACUAUACACAAACGCAUUCAUACAGGAGUUAAGCUACAUCACUGUGAUGUUUGUGGAAAAUCAUUCACGCAGAAAAGUGUCUUAGCUAUGCACAAACGUAUUCAUACAAUAGAAAAGCCAUACAAUUGUGAUGUCUGCAGUAUAUCAUUUUCUCAAAAAAAUGUCUUGACAUUGCAUAAACGUAUCCAUACAGGAGAGAAACCAUAUUCCUGCAAUAUCUGUGGUAAAUCUUUCUCCCGGUCAUAUGUCUUAAUUACUCAUAAGCGUGUCCAUACAGGAGAGAAGCCAUAUCACUGUGAGAUAUGUGGUAAGUCUUUCUCUCAUGGAAAUGCAUUAACUGUACACAAACGCACUCAUACAGGAGACAAACCAUUCCAAUGUAAUAUUUGUGGGUACUCCUUCUUUCAAAGUAGUGUCUUAACUAUUCACAAACGCACUCAUACUGGUGAGAAGCCAUAUGAAUGUGAUAUCUGUGAGAAGUCAUUCUCUCAAAGAAGUACUUUCAACAAUCACAAAUAUGUUCAUAGAGCAGAGAAGCUGUUCCUCUGUGAUAUCUGUGGUAAAUCAUUCUCUAGAAUUAUUCAGUUAACUAGACAUAGACGUCUUCAUACGGAAAAGUAACCAUAUCAGUGUGAUAUUUUAGGAAACUCAUUCUGUGGACAUGAAUGGCUUAACAUGACUCAAACAUAGUUAUACAGAAGAGAAGCCAUUAUCAGCAUAACAUUUCUGGUAAAUCAGUUUCUGUAAGUAGUGACAAAACAAGGCACAAAUAUAUUAAAAUAGAAGAGAAAUGAAAUUAUGAAAUCUGGGCAGAUGGGUAGAAACCUUAAACAAUUGUGAUACAAGAUGUCUUAUAAAAACACAACUGUAUUUACAUUUUUAAGAAAAUCAUUGUAUUGAAAUACUUGUAUGUAUUCCAUUUAACUUAUUUUCACAACAGAAAAAUAAUAUAUUCUUUUAUUAGUAGCAAGAUUCCUUUGUCAUAUGAUGGUUAAACAAUGUUUAUUUGAAUAUGUCUCUAAAUCUCAACUUGGUGUGAAUGCAAUAAGUGCUCUAUAAUUUGUGAAUCAUCAUUAUCAAUGUCCAUUCUACAUGGGUCAAACGUGUCAGUUAGAAGAUAUCACCACAGUUUCUGAAUCAUUUGGCAUCUGAACUUCAAUGCUAAGAAUCUUGUGUUCUGUCCUCAUUACAUUUUGUGAAUUUUCUAACCUGAGGUCUAAAUAAAUCUUAUUCACUCUUAAA